Molecule: messenger RNA, 5443 nt
Organism: Triticum aestivum (bread wheat)
Lineage: Eukaryota; Viridiplantae; Streptophyta; Magnoliopsida; Poales; Poaceae
Product: putative disease resistance protein RGA3
Exons: 6
Coding region: 1374-3215 (613 amino acids)
Biological process (GO): defense response to other organism
Source: RefSeq, a predicted model, not a curated record
CAAUGGGUGGUGGGCAAGGCGCUGGCCCCCGUUGCUGAUGGCGUGCUGGAGGCUUGGGGUGCCACCAAGAACUUGGGUCUCAACAUCGAGGCCUUAAGGAUGGAGCUGCUGCUCGUGAAGGCCACCCUCGAAACUGCCAGCUACAAGAAGGUCGAUGGUCCGGCCAUGCAAGUGCUCCUAGGGAAGCUGCGUGACUCGGCGCUCUCCGCCAAGGACUUGUUGGAUGAGCUGGACUACUUCCGCAUCCAUGAUCAGCUCUACGGCACAUACGAUGCUGCAGACCAGCAUGCCAAGGGCGGCAUCCGCGACCUUGCCCUCAACGUUCGUCACGCCGCCAAAGCUGUUGGCAAACUGACAUUUGUAUCUUCAUGCUACUGGUCUGCUGCUAACCCUACAGGUGAUUCUGGAGAAGAUGCAGGACAACGGGCAAGCUGUUGUGCUUGGGCACGUGCUAGGCAGAAGCCACGCGGUAAUUCAUCCGCAACGCCAAAUGCCAAUCAAGAGGUUAGUGUAUGCAUGCCCAAGCUCGUUAAACUUGUCCAUUGAUCAUCUUUCCCACAUGCUCAUGAUGAUUGUUCUGUCUAGCCAACUCUUUGUGGUGCGCCACAAAGAGAAAAACCAGUGCUGGGUUUUAAUAGGGUUGAUUUCUCUGAAAGGAUGAGGCAUAUUGUAGAGCAAUUGCAGCCUGUGCGUAAAGAGUUUACUCAGAUUCUGCAGAGUUGUGACCGUAUAACUAUUCCAGAUAUUGCCCAGAGACGUCCCAUUACUAUCGGUCAAAGUAUAGAGCCAAAAUUGUAUGGGAGGGACCUUAUCAUGGAUGCCAUCAUACGUGACAUGACCAAGGGUAAAUACCUUAGCAAUGAUCUAACUGUGCUUCCGAUUGUUGGUCCAGGGGGAAUUGGAAAAACAACUCUGAUACAACACAUAUAUAGAAACCAACAAGUUCAAAAUCAUUUCCAAGUUGUUAUUUGGGUAUGUGUGUCACUCAGUCUCAAUUUGAAUAAGCUGUUAGAAGAGAUUAAUACAUACAUCCCUCGGGUUGAAGGGGAAAAGGAUGGUAGGGUUGAGGAGCUGAUUGAACAAAUAUUAAAAUCUAAAAGGUUUUUGCUUGUACUGGAUGAUAUGUGGGAGUUUAGUCAUGGGGAUGAUUGGAAAAGGUUAUUGUUGCCACUCAAAACAUCGCAAGCAAUGGGUAGCAUGAUUCUGGUCACAACUAGGUUUCCAAAAAUAACAAACAUGGUUGGAACAGCUAAACAUAUUGAAUUGCAAGGGUUAGAAUCUGAAGAAUUUAGGAAGCUAUUCCUUGCAUUUGUCUUUGGCAAUGAGCCCGUUAGAAGUGAUCAAUUUUUUUGCUCGAGAUUGGAAAUAAGAUAAUGGAAAAACUAAGGGGCUCCCCUCUUGCUGCAAAAACAGUUGGUAUAUUGUUAAGUAAAGACCUUAGUUUGCAUCAUUGGAGAAGUGUCUUAGAAAGUAAAGAAUGGGAGACACAGACCGAUGCCAAUGGCAUUAUGCCUGCAUUGAAGCUUAGUUAUGACCACCUUCCUUUCCAGCAUCAACAAUGUUUCUCCUUUUCUGCAUUGUUUCCUGAAGAUCACAAGUAUAGUGCAACCCAGCUAAUCAACUUAUGGAUUGGACUAGGUAUCUUACAAUCUGGUGCACGAAACCAAACACUUCAACUUACAGGCUCGAACAAUUUAAAGGAUCUGGUGGCAUGGGGAUUUUUCAGAGAGGAGAGUGGUGGUGGGUACCCAUGUUAUGUUGUGCAUGACCUGCUACAUGAUUUAGCAUUGCAAGUUGCGUCUCAUGAAUGUCUUACUGUGCAUCAUUCUAGUGUGAGAUUAGAAGAAAUUAAUCCAAACAUGCACCACUUGUCUAUAAUCAUAGACCAUGUUGAUAAAAUUUCUCUUGAAAAGCUUGAGAGGCAAUUGAGAAAGUUAAAGGCAAGUUUGAAGGUUAAACAGUUGCAUACGUUGUUGUUAUUUGGAGAAGUGGAUGAAAGCUUUGUCAGCAUUCUGGGUGAUUUUUUUAGGGAAGCAAAUGCUCUUCGUGUUCUCCGUUUGGAUAAAAUCUCCUUUUCUGUUGAGUCCAUAUUACACAACUUUUCAAAACUUGUUCAUCUGCGGUACCUAUAUCUGGGGACAAAGUGUGAGAGGGAGAUACAUUUACUACUUACCAUUUCUAGAUUUUAUCAUUUAAGGAUUUUGUGUCUAGGGUCAUGGUGCCAAAACUGUCAUUUGCCCAAAGAGUUGAGCAACCUUGUAAACAUGAGUCGGUUUUAUACACCAGCUAAUGAGUUGCAUUCUGAUAUUGUCAAUGUGGGAAAACUAAGACUCUUAGAAGAGUUGAAGAUAUUUAGAGUCAAUAAAAAAAAUGAAGGAUUUGAACCAAGUCAACUAGAGCAUUUGAUGGACCUAAGGGAGCUUGGCAUCUAUAACGUUGAGAAUAUACACACUGAAGAAGAAGAAGCCAAAACAAAUCUGGGAGAGAAAGUCCACUUGGAGAGGUUAACAUUGGAUUGGGAUAGCGAGCGGUCUAAUGCAGAGCCUGGUGUGGAAGCAGUUGUCCUUGGGAGCCUUCAACCACAUAGAUAUCUUCAGGAGUUGUGCAUUAGAGGGCACAAAGGCUCUUCUUGUCCAACAUGGCUGGGUGAUAAGGUCACUGUUGAAUCUCUUCAUCUCUCUGGUGUGUCUUGGCAAUAUCUCCCUCCUUUGGGGAAGAUGUGGGGCCUUGGUAAAGUAAUAUUGAAACAUAUUGCCGCAUUGGAGGAGUUCGUUAUAGAGCAAAGCUUUUGUAGGCUAAUAAGGCUUGAGCUUGUUGGAUUGGAAAAUUUUGGAAAAUGGGUAGCAUCACAGGAUGCUGAUCAUAUGUUUCCUCUUUUGCAAGUAUUGAUUAUAAAAGACUGCCCUAAACUGUUGGAGCUGCCAUUUGCAAGCCAGAUUGUUUAUCCAUCAGAUCAAGACCGGAAUAUUGAUUGGUUUCCCAAACUGCAAGAGCUUCAGAUAGAGAAGUGUCCAGAACUGUUGUUAGUGGCUCAUAUCCCAUGGACUGAAACUCUGCGUAGUGUGAAUAUAAGUGAUGUAAAGCUACUGGAAAAGCUUUCCUACUCAACAAAUUCCAUCUCUGAAUGCUGUUUGGUAAUUGCGGGAAAAGAUGAUUUGCAGGGCUUAGAUGAGGUGGUAGCAUUCAAUAUCCUGACAUAUCCUGACAUGUCUUGAGAAUCUUGUACUCUGCAAGGGCCCAGCUCUGCAGUCAAAGCACCUUCUGCUGCUGACCUCACUGAAGAAGUUGACUGUACUGGGUUCAGAAGGUGUGAUUGUAGAGGGUUCAGAGGUUGAUGUGGAAUGGCAGCACCCCCUUGAGCAUCUUGUGGUCCGGGGCAAGGAAUCACGUGGGAAGGAAUUGACAGAGCUCCUCACCCACCUCCCAAACCUCUCCCAAUUGGAAAUCAUAGAAUGUGAAAAGAUAACACAACUGGCAGUGGGGUUGGAUGUGCAACAAGCAACGUCAGAAGCAGCAGCUACGGAGGUGGAGGAGAAAGAAGAAGAUGAUUCAGCGCUGCUGCUCUUGCCUGCCCAUCUCUCUGAUUCACUGCAGAUGUUGAGCAUCAUGAGUUGUCCAGAGCUGGUCCUGGUGGACCCCCUUUCAACUUUUCUUCCUGCCAGAGGAGGGCUCCAGGCCCUGCCGUCCCUCAAGAAGUUACAAAUUUGGUCCUGCUCCAAGAUACUAUCCGCAGAGAGUUCUCCAUCCUGCUGCCCUUUUCCAUCCUCCCUGCAACAACUCGUUCUUGAGGGUGUGGAAGGCACGGUGACCCUCGGGCCUCUCCUUACUGCUGGGGGAAAGCUCAUAUGGUUAGUCAUUGGUGGCUGCCCUGGAUUCUUUGUUGGAUGGGAUCAGGAAUUGCAGAAGCUACAGAAUGGAGGAAAAGAGCAGGAACUGCAGCAGCUUGUUUCACCCCUGAAUGGAUGCAAACUGUAGGAGCUCCAUACAGAUGAUGCCAUGGGACUCCUAUUUGUGCCCAUCUGCAACCACCUCUCUUCCUCCCUCACCCUCCUGGGCUUUUCUGGCAACCAAGAGAUGGAGCGCUUUACCAAGGAGCAAGAGGACGCCCUUCACCUCCUCGUAUACCUCCAAAAACUAAAGUUUAUCGACUUUAGCAAGCUUCAAAGCUUCCCUGCAGGGCUGCAAAAGCUCACAAACCUCAAGGAAUUAUCGGUCUACUCAUGUCCUGUUGUCCGUUCGCUGCCAGAGGAUGGCCUCCCCAAAUCACUUCAAGAAUUAAAUGUCAAGUACUGCGGCAACUCGGAGCUAAAACAGCAGUGCGAGGGGUUAGUGGGAAUCAUCCCAAAUAUCAGGCUUUAACCGUGAGACUGAUCCAAGGUCUCAGCCUUGGAGUUCCCCUGUACAUUCUUCUAGCCUUGUACACUUGUCACAUAGAUGAGGGUCUUGUGGCAAGCUUCUUGUACAUAAAUCCGGUGUUCUUCUCAUAGGGUUCAACAUGCUUUUGCAUGUACAUUUGGAUUUUCAUUACUCCUCAAAGAUUCGAUGGUCUACUAAGUAGUUCUGGUGUCAGAAUCUAAUAUAUUACUACCAGAAGCCUUAUUGAUAUUACCAGAAGCCUUCUACCUUCCUGUACACAAAUCUGUUUUCUUUGCAGGUGUUCUUAUGUUUGUACUCGUAGGCUUCUACAUACUUUACAUUUAAAUUUCGGUAGCCAUCACUCAUCGGGACUUCGUGUACACUACUAAAUUGACUGUCGAGGAUCAAUAUAUUACAAUGAAAUGAUUGGAGAAUAAGUCAGCCUUUAGUGUUCUGCUAUUGAUACAAGGUGUUCUUAUGCUUGUUUUCAUAGGCUUCUUUGUACUUUACACUUAAAUUUUGGCCGGCAUCACUCGUCAAGACUUGGUGGGUGUACACGGAAACUUUGGGUGUGAGGAUCAAAAUAUCACCACAUAAUAAGCGAGACUUUUGUGCUUCGCUACUGAUAUUAAGGUAUUCAUCAUGUUUGCGCUGGUAUGGUUCCUGGUAUUUCACGUUUGCAAUUGGUCGCUACGCACAAGACUUGGUGGUGUACCUAUAAAGUUCAGGUUUGAGGAUCAAAAGAAUGGUACACCAGUUUUCAGUUGUUCACUCUUUGCAAUCCUUAUUUCAAAUAACAUAUACUCUCAGAAGCUUACAUCAGUUAUCAUAUCAAUUUAGUUGAUAGAUCAUCUGCUCAGCCACAUGAGAAUGGUACUGUCCAUUGGAUCCAACUUCACAUAUUCAGUGAAGGACAUAUGCCCUAGAGGCAAUAAUAAAGUUAUUAUUUAUUUCCUCAUAUCAUGAUAAAUGUUUAUUAUUCAUGCUAGAAUUGUAUUAACCGGAAACAUGAUACAUGUGUGAAUACAUAGACAAACAUAUAGUCACUAGUAUGCCUCUACUUGACUAGCUCAUUAAUCAAAGAUGG